Molecule: messenger RNA, 369 nt
Organism: Cooperia oncophora
Lineage: Eukaryota; Metazoa; Nematoda; Chromadorea; Rhabditida; Trichostrongylidae
Source: the annotation of a GenBank genome assembly
AUGGAAAAGCUAGUCUUUAAGGACCGUAAUCACCUGUGGCCAGCCAUUUCUCUUGCAUAUGAGGUUCCUGAAACGGAUAUUAUGCAAAGACCUCCCAGAAAUCCUGAAUACGACAGGCUUGUUAACAUAAGGUUAGAUGAUCAAUAUUUCAGAUUAAUUCUGUUCUCGUAUUUACAAGUGGGUGUUUUUCAAAUGUAUGCCGGUUUUGUGACCUACUUUGAGGGGAUGUUUCAGACAUACGCUGCCAGAAAAGGACUAGAAGCAAGUUGUCACAGUGGCUAUUUCUUUGCUGUGGUCGCACUGCAAUGGUCUGAUGCCUUGAUCUCUAAAACGAGAAAGAAUUCCAUUGUGAUGCAGGGCACAGAGUAA